Molecule: messenger RNA, 2117 nt
Organism: Vigna umbellata (rice bean)
Lineage: Eukaryota; Viridiplantae; Streptophyta; Magnoliopsida; Fabales; Fabaceae
Product: GTP cyclohydrolase 1
Biological process (GO): tetrahydrofolate biosynthetic process; tetrahydrobiopterin biosynthetic process
Cellular component (GO): cytoplasm
Molecular function (GO): GTP binding; zinc ion binding; GTP cyclohydrolase I activity
Source: RefSeq, a predicted model, not a curated record
CACUACCAAACUUACCAACCCCCAUACCAUUUUGCAUUCCUUUUAUACUGGCCUCUCUUUUAUUUAUUUAUUUAUUUUCUUCAUUACCCACUUCUCUUUUUUCUUGGUUGGUUAUUAUUGUUCCCUCUGUAUAUGCCUUCUUCUUACACCGAUUCUGCCUCUGCCACCCUUUUGCAUGCGCUUCUUCAUCCCGCAUUCAGAUUUGUGAUUUAAACGAUUCCUGUGUUUGUUCUGGAUCUAGCUUCUCCUUCUGCACGACCACUCGUUUGUUUCAGGGUGUUUCUCACCCUGCCGAACAUAUUCUUGAAAAUUGUCAAGUGGGCUGGUGAAGAUUCAGAUUUGUUGUUAAAAAAGUUGUGAACUUUUUCUGGCAUCAUUUGGGGUUUGGGAUAUUGAGAUUCUUGGCUCCCUUUUUGUUUGUUUUAUUUUUGUGGUGUUUCAAUGGGGUGUUUGGAUGAUGGGCGUUUCGCUGUUGAGAUUGAAAAUGGAGUGAGCAAUGGUUGCGAUGAAGUGGGGUUAGGGAAUGAUGGUGGUGCCAUUGAGGAGGCUGUCAAGGUUUUGUUGGAGGGUCUUGGGGAGGAUGUAAACAGGGAAGGACUGAGAAAGACACCACUUCGUGUUGCCAAGGCCCUUAGUGAAGGAACCAGAGGGUACAAGCAAAAGGUGAAGGACAUUGUUCAAGGUGCUUUAUUCCCUGAAGCUGGUCUAGAUAAUAGAGUUGGUCAUGCAGGUGGAGCAGGUGGACUUGUGAUUGUUAGAGAUCUUGACCUCUUUUCUUAUUGUGAGUCUUGCUUGCUUCCGUUCCAGGUCAAGUGUCAUGUGGGUUAUGUCCCCUCUGGUGAAAGAGUUGUUGGUUUGAGCAAGCUCUCUCGUGUUGCUGAUGUAUUUGCAAAACGGCUUCAAGAGCCUCAACGUCUGGCAGAUGAGAUGUGUUCUGCUUUGCAUCAGGGAAUAAAGCCUUCAGGUGUCGCUAUCGUACUUCAGUGUACACACAUACACUUUCCAGACAUAGAAUCAGUUUUUCUGGACACAAACCACGAAGGAUGGGUUAAGAUACUUGUUUCCUCAGGUUCUGGGGAUUUUGAGAACAAAAGUGCAGAUGUAUGGAACGAUUUCUUUAGUCUUCUUAAGUUCAGAGGUUUCAAUAUGGAUAAAGUUCACUUCAGAGGAUCAUCUGACCCAUGCUGGUGUCCUUCUCAGUCUUCUCUCUCAGCCAAAGUUUCCUCCAAAAUUGGACCAGUCAAUCCUACAAUGAUCUCUGCUGUAGCUUCGAUCAUUGAAUCUUUGGGAGAAGAUCCUUUGAGGAACGAGCUAAUAGGGACCCCAAGUAGAUUUGUGAAAUGGUUGAUGAACUUUCAAAACAGUAAGUUUGAUGUGAAGUUGAAUGGUUUUCUUCGUGGUGGGAUGGAUGCUUUGAAUAUAAAUGAGGAGAAUAACUUAAACAAAAAAAUAACCUCUGAGCUGAAUAUACCCUUUUGGUCACAAUGUGAGCAUCAUUUACUUCCAUUUCACGGUGUUGUUCACAUAGGAUACCUCAUAUGUGACGGAUUCAAUCCUAUUGGAAAAUCACUUCUACAAUCAAUAGUACAUUUUUAUGGUUUCAAGCUCCAAGUUCAAGAAAGGCUUACCAGGCAGAUAGCUGAAACCAUUUCCCCACUGUUAGGUGGAGAUGUGAUAGUAGUUGUAGAGGCAAGUCACACAUGUAUGAUCUCUAGGGGAAUUGAGAAGUUUGGAAGUAGUACGGCUACGAUCGCUGUGUUAGGACGUUUUUCAACUGACCCUUCUGCUAGGGCCUCAUUCUUGCAGAGUAUUCCAAGUCCUACAUCAACUGGGGAGCAAUGACUCUUGUUUGAGCUUCACUUCAAAUAAUUUAGCACUAGUUCAGAUCAUUCUUUGCACUUUCAAAUUUUACUGUGAGCAGUUAAGCAGCCCCAACAUGGUUUGAAAUUUGAAAUUAUUUAUUUUCUGGUUUGUCUUUUACAUGAUAGUCAUAUCCCCAUAAGAAAAAAGAAAGAGGGGAUUCAUCCAGAUUUAAGUACUGGCAUACAGUUCCUAGAAUGUUAAUGAUGUUAGUGUACCUGGAAGUUAUUGGAAUGUUGGGUGUUAUUCAAAUGCUU